UCGUUGACAUCCAUCUGAGUAUCGUUGUCCACAGAUGAAAUAACGGCAAUGGAUCAAACCAACACCAUGGAUCAAUCCACCACUCCAGCUGCGGUCAAGGCGGACACCCAGGCAGAAGAUGUCACCGAGUCUCCUUCUAAGCGCAUGAAACUCUCGCAUGAUACUUCACCUGCGGACAAGCCAGCCUCAACGGAGCGCAGAAAAGGGAUUGCUCCCAUCAAAGCGGAAUACCUCAUCGACAUGACCAAGUCAUCCGCGGCAUCAGCAGAAGCAGACGACGACGCAGCCGAAGCAGCAGGAAAGACCGACCCCAAAGCCACCGCUGGCCGCGGCGGACCCAAAUCCAAAGGCGGCCAGAAUCACAAUCGACAGUUUGGGAAUUCCAGAGACGCCAUCGAGCUCUGCAAGUCCCGCGUGCACGUCAAUGAGUUUUCGCCCCAGGCUUGUCAGUUCGGAGCCAAGUGCCGGUACGAGCAUGACAUUCGCAAGUAUCUGAAGGAUGGGAAGAGGGAGGAUCUUGCGACGUUCAACAGCCUGUGUCCCAUCUUUGAAAUCAAAGGGACCUGCUCCGCCGGCUGGAAGUGUCGUUUCGCCAGCAGUCAUUCCAAGGAAGUGGAGCAUGAGGAUGGCCGCAAGGAAUUGGUCUUGGUGCAGAAGGAUACGCAGACUAAUGGUACGACCGAUGACGAUGACGAGGGUGUCAGUGGCAACGGCGUGGUCAACCUCGUGGAUGCUGCCACGAAGAUCAAACUCCGCAAGAAAAUCUUCCCUACCCCCAAAUCCGAUCAGUACCUGCAAUGGAUUGAGGCGCGAUCCAAAGAAGAUCCACCGGACGAGCCGCUGGUCGAUGCUGACGGGAUCGAAAUCACCAAUGGCAAGCACGACAACCGAGCCACGUACCGCGAGCCUCCACUCAAACCCUCCGAGAAACGACGGAUUUACUACGGCCCGGAAACCCCAAUCCUCGCACCAUUGACUACACAGGGCAACAUGCCGUUCCGUCGGCUGUGUGUAUCCCUUGGUGCACAAGUGACGUGGUCGGAGAUGGCCAUGGGCUUGCCCUUACUGCAAGGAGAGAAGGGAGAGUGGGCGUUGAUGAAAGCGCACGAGUCGGAGCUCAGUCCUCCCGCGUACAGUGGAAAGACGGUCGUGUCAGAUUACAACAACAGCAAAGACUUGAAAUUCGGAGCGCAAAUCGCUGCGAACAAGCCCUGGCUGGCGCUCAAGACUACAGAAGUCCUCACUGCUUUGGCUCCUCACCUUCGUGCCGUCGACCUCAACUGCGGAUGCCCGAUCGACUUGGUCUUCCGACAGGGCGCCGGCUCGGCAUUGCUCGACAGUCCCACCAAGCUGGAGAGAAUCCUCCGCGGCAUGAACGUGGUCUCAGGCGAAGUGCCCAUCACCGUCAAAAUCCGCAUGGGCACCAAAGACAACCACCCCACAGCCGAGAAGCUCUGCCGCAAACUCGUGCUGGGAACGGAAGACUCGAAAGAAACCGGCGACGGACCAGCAGGCGUGGCAGCCAUCGCCCUGCACGGCCGCAGUCGCCAGCAGCGCUACACCCGCAGCGCAGACUGGGAGUACAUCGCCUCGUGCGCCAACCUAGUGCGCAAACUCAAGACCGAGCACGCCGAUGCCGUUGACACCAUCCACGAACCUGACGCCCGCGACCUCUCCAAUUCCACCACGGCCACGCGCGACGGCAUGCCUUACUUCAUCGGCAACGGCGACAUCCUCUCACACGUCGACUACAACACGCAUCUCAACGACGCCGGCGUGGACGCGUGCAUGGUGGCGCGCGGCGCGCUCGUCAAGCCCUGGAUUUUCGAAGAGAUUGCCACGAACCAAUACCUCGACAAGUCGGCGACGGAGCGGCUGGGCUACAUUGAGCAGUUCGCCCGCAACGGGCUGGAGUACUGGGGUUCAGACGAGCUCGGGGUGGGCACGACGCGCAAGUUCCUGCUGGAGUGGCUGAGUUUUAGCUGUCGCUACGUGCCGCUGGGUCUUCUCGAACACUUGCCGCCGAAGCUGGGCGAUCGGCCGCCUGCUUUCCGGGGGAGGAGUGAGCUGGAGACGUUGCUGAGUAGUGGGAACUACAAGGACUGGAUCAAAAUCAGUGAGAUGUUCCUGGGACCGGCGCACAAGGACUUCAGGUUCCAGCCGAAGCACAAGUCGAACAGCUAUGAGAUUGAAGCGGAGGGUUAGGGCUAGCUAGACGGCGAAGGAAGAGGACUGUAGCAGUGCUGGGGUAGUGAGGAUCGAGGCUGAAGGAUGACUGCUUAUCCCAUAGCCGCGGCGAUCACUGCUCAUCUUGUCGUCGCCUAGGUUGCUUGCUUAUGGAGUGAAAUCACCUCAUCUCUGCAGCAUCACCAAGCAAUCGACUCAUCAUCUUCCGGCAAGUUCCAUGAAACAACCAUGCAAGCCAGGGAUCAUCCAUCAAUGUUCAUUCGCCAAC
Messenger RNA from Neohortaea acidophila, 2455 nucleotides. RefSeq lists its product as uncharacterized. The coding region runs from base 49 to 2205 and encodes 718 amino acids. The record is from RefSeq and is a predicted model, not a curated record. Gene Ontology annotation, molecular function: flavin adenine dinucleotide binding; metal ion binding; RNA binding. Gene Ontology annotation, biological process: tRNA processing. Lineage: Eukaryota; Fungi; Ascomycota; Dothideomycetes; Mycosphaerellales; Teratosphaeriaceae. The transcript has 2 exons.